Messenger RNA from Drosophila rhopaloa, 3028 nucleotides. RefSeq names its product histone acetyltransferase KAT7 (gene chm). Lineage: Eukaryota; Metazoa; Arthropoda; Insecta; Diptera; Drosophilidae. The coding region runs from base 75 to 2525 and encodes 816 amino acids. The record is from RefSeq and is a predicted model, not a curated record. The transcript has 8 exons. Gene Ontology annotation, biological process: regulation of DNA-templated transcription. Gene Ontology annotation, cellular component: nucleus. Gene Ontology annotation, molecular function: histone acetyltransferase activity; zinc ion binding.
ACUCCAAUCAAAACAAUAAAAAAACAAGACAUUUUUGUGUACGAAAAUUGAUCAACUUUUUGUGCGCUCAAAAAAUGGCCUUGGAGUCCGGCAGCAGCAGCUCCGAAUCAGGGAGCUCCUCCACCAGCGGAUCCACCAGCUGUUCAGAGACGGGCAGCAGUUCGGACACGGAUUCCAGCAGUGCGACGCCGGAGGAAAAGCCAUCCGCGAAUUCCACGGCGAAACCCCAGACGCAAACGCAACAACAAACGAAUUCCGGGAAUGCACUGAGAAGAAAACCAGCUCCCCCGGCCGCGGAGGAAAAGUCCAAGGCAAAUGCAGCAUCCUCCAGCAGAAAAGUGACCAACCCGGCGAAAAGUAGACUCUCCAGCGACGACGACGAGGAUGAUGAUGGCGACUCGGCGCCACCGGCCAAGAAGAAUGCCCGCUCCCUGGGCAGUUCGACAGUCACAGCGGCUGCAGCUGCUUCGGCGGCCAAAAGAAAGCCCCCUGCAUCCGGAAACAAACCACCCAGCAAUCCAGCCAACAAACCCAGCAAUCCACCCCAGCGAUCGACAAACAACAAUCGAUCCCUGGAGAAUGGCGAGGGCAAACGGCCCUCACUAUCCUCCUCGUCCAACAGUACGGAUGACUCUAUGAAAAUCGUUAAGAACGGCCGCAAGGUUCCCCUGAAAAUGGCUAGCACGGUGAGGCCAAAACAAAUUAGGGGAAAACUUCCGCCGGCCAAGAAAAACGGCGUAGGACCGGUGAUCAGCAGUGACGGAAGUUCAGGCUCCGAAAGUGGCUCCAACUCAGGCGAUGAUUCCAGCUCAGGUAGCGACUCAGAGGGCACUGAUUCCAGCAAUUCCUACAGUUCGCAACCAGUGAAAGGAGGAGUCAAAGGUAAACAAGGCAAAAGGGUUGGAGCGACAAAAAUCCAAAACUCCGACAGUGAAGAGGAGCGAAAAGACAAGGCUAAUCCCAUGAGGAAACUCACGCGAUCGCUUAGCAUGCGAAGGACCAAACAGCAGCCCAAACAGGACACAGAUUCCGAGUCCGAUGGAGACUUAGACGACGAUAAAAUUCCGAUCUCCAAAAGUCCCGCCAAAAAGCCAGUACCGUCGAAUUUGAACGCCACAAAAAGCAAGGUGAAAAGAGAAUCCAUUGGAAUUAGCAGUGGAGUCCUAAGCUCGAUUAAAUCACGACCUGUGUCACCCAUAACACAAACGGAGAAGAAGUGUCCUAUCGAGGGGUGCGACUCAUCCGGACAUCUCAGUGGCCAUUUAGACAGGCAUUUUUUGCCGGACGCGUGUCCUAUUUACCACAAUAUGUCCGCCUCCGAGUGCAAAGAGCGGGCCAAUGAAAGAAAACUGCGCAAUGAACAGCGGCUUAAGAUGCCCGUGAAUAUUGUGACGGCGCCGGGUAACCAGCACACCAAUCUCAAGACCCUCUCGCCCGAACAACGCGAAUUUCUGGCCAAGAUUCGUGAGUCCAGGGCCAACUUUAGGCCGGCUAAUAACAAUUUCCUUGACUCUAAGGUUAAGCUAGAAAAAGACGUCACGGACGAAGACCGUGAACCGAAUCUGUCUGGCCUGGUGCCCGACUACGAUUUACAAUUGUUCCGGGAAGCGCAAGCUCAGGCCUCCGAGAGGAUAGAAGACGAACUCAAGGACCUGCCUGUGGGAAAGGGAAUCAAAUAUAUCAGCAUGGGAAAGUACAAGAUGAAGGUGUGGUACCAGUCACCGUAUCCGGACGAUGCUGCCCGCCUGCCCAAAAUGUAUAUCUGCGAGUUCUGUCUGCGUUAUCAAAAAUCGGAGACGGGGAUCAAGCGGCACGCCGAGAAGUGCGUCUGGCGACAUCCGCCGGGCGAUGAGAUAUACCGCAAGGGCAAACUACAGGUGUGGCAGGUGGACGGGAAACGUUACAAGCAAUAUUGUCAACAUCUGUGUUUGCUGGCCAAGUUCUUCCUGGAUCACAAAACGCUUUACUACGAUGUGGAGCCCUUCCUUUUUUACAUCAUGACGCUGGCGGAUGUGGAUGGAUGUCAUAUUGUCGGUUAUUUUAGCAAGCAUAUUCCCUUUUUGCAAGAGAAGAAUUCGUUUUACAAUGUUUCGUGUAUUUUGACAUUGCCGCCAUAUCAGAGAAAAGGUUACGGAAGAUUACUAAUCGAUUUCAGCUAUCUGCUGACCCGAGUGGAGGGAAAAAUCGGUUCCCCGGAGAAACCGUUAUCCGAUCUCGGCCUUAUCUCGUACCGCUCGUACUGGAAGGAUGUACUUUUGGACUACCUAUGCAAUAGGUCGGGAAAUACCCUCGCCAUCAAGGAUGUUUCGCAGGAAAUGGCGAUUUAUUCAUAUGACAUUGUGAGCACCCUUCAGGCUUUAGGCAUGAUGAAAUACUGGAAGGGAAAGCACAUAGUUCUCAAAAAGCAGGAUGUCCUGGAUGAGUACGAGGAGAGGGUAAAACGAAGAGGAUCCUUCCCCAAGAUCGACGACUCCUGCUUAAGAUGGCAACCUUUUAUUAAUGUCCAACCGAGUGCAUCUCCAUAGCCACGUGGUUGGAAGCAUGCCAGAGCAUGCUUUGCGGACGCCGAUGACGAUGACGAAUCCUUGGCCCCGAAUUCCUGAUUUCAGAGAUUUUAUUUUUGGGUGGAGUCUUCCAAGUAGCCAAACCUCCAACCCACGUGAUUCUUGGUAGCCCUGUAUUUUGGUGAGCUGACUACGAGAAUCAGCAAACAUGUUACCGUAGUAAAAUCAUCAUCAUUAUUUGCAUUUAUCUCAGCCGAUAUAUGCCUUAAUGUAAAGUAAUUAUUGCAAAAACAUGUUUAAUGCCAUAAUACAUGGGUAUAUACAAGUUUUCAACGAUUUGAGGAUUGAGUUUUAGGGAGCCUUACUCAAUUUUUUAUUGUUCGUUUGUAGAUUUUAAGGCCAGCCUAUAGUAUUUGUACGUGUCUGUGUCUGUACUUGUUGGUAGUUAAGGAUUGUAAUAAUUAGUGACUUAAGCAACAUAGUGAAAUUCUCAAAAAAAAACAUAAAAAGAUAAGAAAAAUAUA